Molecule: messenger RNA, 447 nt
Organism: Echinostoma caproni
Lineage: Eukaryota; Metazoa; Platyhelminthes; Trematoda; Plagiorchiida; Echinostomatidae
Source: the annotation of a GenBank genome assembly
AAUCUUCAUUUAGCUCUUUCAUCCAAAUGGGCAACCAAACGACAGCAACCAAAACCGGGAUGGCUUAUGAAGCGAGGUGAGCAUAUCAAAAAUUGGCGACGUCGUUACUUCAUACUACGCGAAGAUGGGACAUUUUAUGGUUAUAAAAGUCAACCCAAGGAUGACAUGACUCAACCUUUGAACAACUUCACUGUCCGUGACUGUCAAAUCAUCUGCCUCAACAAACCAAAGCCAUUCACUUUUCUCAUUCGCGGCCUUCAAUGGACAAAUGUUGUCGAGCGUCUGUUUUUCGUUGAAGCGGAAUCAGAACGGUCGGAUUGGGUCACUGCCAUUCAGACCAUUGCUAAUCGACUUCGGCGGUCUUAUUCCCACUUAACCAGCGGUCACGGAAGAUCAGCUACGGUUGUCAAGGGGGUGAUGGGUUCUCCUGGCAAACGAUCUCUCUAA